This is a messenger RNA of Xyrauchen texanus (razorback sucker), 2919 nucleotides long. RefSeq names its product HHIP-like protein 1. Gene Ontology annotation, cellular component: membrane. The transcript is spliced from 9 exons. The record is from RefSeq and is a predicted model, not a curated record. Lineage: Eukaryota; Metazoa; Chordata; Actinopteri; Cypriniformes; Catostomidae. Bases 259 to 2640 code for a protein of 793 amino acids.
ACCUGUGUGUCUCACAUCUGGAUAUAAGACACGUCCCAUAACUCAAACGUGUUGGAGAUGGGAUAUGUGUCACAGAUCCAGCAACCGAUUUGCGAUUUUUCUGUAAUGUUAUAUAGCAAAUAAUACGUACAUUUGUUUGGGAAUGUUUGAUAGUUAAAACAAGGACAAAGUGCAUUACAGCGCAAGUCAAUGAGGACGAGUAUCCUCGCCAUUGCAUAACUUCAUGUAACUUAUGUUGGGCACCAGGAUUUGAGCGCUAUGUGGUGCUUUUGCGGUGUUCUCGGUCAAUCGCUGUUUAUUUUGUUUUAUUUGUUAGAGUUUUGGAUAGCACCUGUGUUCUUGCAUCCACAAUGCUUGGAUUUUAAGCCUCCUUUUCAGCCUGAACAAGAGCUUCAGUUCUGUCAAAUGUAUAAAUACCUCGGCUGCUGCGGUUAUGCCAGGGACCAAGAGCUGAUGGCAAAAUAUUAUCGAAUAACGGAUAACUUCGAUUAUUACGUAUAUUCGAACUGUGCCGCGUACGUGCAAGAUCUGCUCUGUCAGGAAUGCUCUCCAUAUGCUGCUCACCUUUUUGAUGCCGAGGACCCCAUCACAGCCAUACGCACCAUACCUGGACUGUGCCCAGACUACUGUUCUCAAUUCCAUUCCAAGUGCAGUCCUUUUCUGACCUUGUUGUCAGAUGAUCCACAUCUUGAAGAACUUAAACAUGAUCAGCGCAAGCUUUGUCAGUACCUGGAGUUGGAUGACCCAGACUACUGUUAUCCUCAUCUCCUAAGCAAUGAACGGUUAACCAAAAACCUGGGCCGCACUUCAGCUGACUCUGAAGGCUGCUUGCAGCUGUGCUUGGAGGAGGUUGCCAAUGGUCUCAGAAACCCUCUUGCCAUGGUUUACGUCAAUGAUGGCACGCACAGGUUUUUCAUUGCCGAACAAGUCGGCGUAGUCUGGGUAUACCUUCCAGACCGCUCAAAGCUUGAGAAACCAUUUCUAAACAUCACCAAGGCUGUGUUGACUUCUCCAUGGGAAGGUGAUGAAAGAGGCUUUCUGGGACUCACCUUUCACCCCAACUUUAAAUACAAUGGGAAGCUGUUUGUGUACUACUCUGUGGAAGUGGGAUUUGAUGAGAGAAUCAGAAUCAGUGAAUUCCGGAUCUCCUCUGCGGAUAUGAAUGUGGUUGACCACGGCUCAGAGAGAAUCAUUUUAGAGAUUGAUGAACCUGCCUCUAAUCACAAUGGCGGUCAGCUGCUGUUUGCCAAUGAUGGAUACUUAUACAUCUUUACUGGGGAUGGUGGAAUGGCAGGAGAUCCAUUUGGGAAAUUUGGAAAUGCACAGAACAAAUCUGCCCUUUUGGGAAAGGUUCUUCGCAUUGACGUAGAUGCCAAUGAAAAGGGGCCACUGUAUAGAAUUCCACCAGACAAUCCAUUUGUGCAUGAACCCAACGCUCGGCCAGAGGUGUAUGCCUAUGGGGUCCGAAAUAUGUGGAGAUGCUCAGUGGACAGAGGAGAUCCAUACACAAAGGAAGGAAAAGGACGAAUCUUCUGUGGGGAUGUGGGCCAGAAUAAGUUUGAGGAAAUAGACAUUGUGGAGAAGGGCCGGAAUUAUGGCUGGAGAGCAAAAGAAGGUUUCUCUUGUUAUGACAAGAAACUCUGUGCCAACAGCUCCUUAGAUGAUGACCUUCCCAUUUAUGCAUAUCCACACAAAAUGGGCAAAUCUGUCACAGGUGGAUAUGUUUACAGAGGCUGUGAAAAUCCUAAUUUAAAUGGCAUGUACAUAUUCGGAGACUUUAUGAGUGGACGCAUGAUGAGUUUAAAAGAAAACAGAAACACUGGCAGUUGGGAGUACAAUGAGAUUUGCAUGGGCAUGGGUCUGACAUGUUCAUUUCCAGGGCUCAUCAACAAUUACUACCCAUACAUAAUUUCAUUCGCAGAGGAUGUAGCAGGUGAACUCUAUUUCAUGUCUACCAAAAUACCCAGUGCAACAUCCCCUACAGGUGUUGUGUACAAGAUUGUUGAUCCCUCGAGACGUGCACCUCCAGGAAAAUGUCAUUAUGACCCACUUUCAGUCCGUGUUAAGAGCAACCUUAUACCAUUCAAGCCAAAGGAAACUUUAAUAGGAGUUGAUAUUCCAACAAAUGCAGAGCAGCCUCCUGAUGCUGCCUCAGAAAACUGGCUUCAAGAGCUGUUGCACAUCUUAAGGGAGCAGGAUGGACAACUCACCCCCACUCCAGUCACCCCAACUACAGCCAAGCCUCUUCUAACAUCCAGGCAAAGGAAGGGUAGACGCAGAAAGGGCAAGCAAAAGAAUGGAGCUGUGAGGCUGGUUGGGGAUAAAGAGGGUCAGAAGGAUCGGGGAAGGGUGGAGAUAUAUGCUAAUGGGAAAUGGGGGACUGUUUGUGAUGAUCUCUGGAACACAAAGAACGCCGUGGUGGUCUGCCAGCAGCUCGGGUUCCGCCAUGCACUUAAGGCUGCCAAGCAUGCCGAGUUUGGGGAGGGGAAGGACCUGAAUAUUAUUUUGGAUGAUGUGCAGUGUGAGGGGACAGAGGAAACCCUUCUGGACUGUCAGCAUGCUGGAGUUGGCAUCCACAACUGUGCACAUUAUGAAGAUGCAGGUGUAAUAUGUGGAAAUUCAGUUUCAGGCAUGAAAUAAUCAGAACAUUUUGAAACAAGCUUUUUGUUGUAAGUUUUAACACAUAGGUCUACCUCAUCUUUUCCAAUCUGAAAUGCAGAAGACAUAGGGACAAUAAUAAUAAGUGAUCUCUUAGUUCAAUUGAACUAAAGUGUGGCUAAACAUUCAUGUUCAUCCUGGUUUGUUGCUGAAAUUCAUAGACCUAUGUGGAUGUUUUACUUUUGUCUAAAACAUUACAUUUGCCCAUAAAAUGCCACUUUUGUAACAGUUCAUUUAUAGCAACAAUCACAAAUAAAUUUG